UGUGUGUGUGUACCUGGUAAUUAUCACGUUGUGGGGACCAAUUGUCCCCACAAAGAUAGGAAUACCAGUGUUUUUGUGACCUUGUGGGGACAUUUUGAUGUCCCCAUGAGGAAACAAGCUUAUAAAUCAAACAAGAUGAUGUUUAUUGAAAAUCUAAGGUACAAGAAAGGUUUUUGUGAUAGUUGGGGUUAGGGAAUGGGGCAGGUAAGGGGAAUAGAAUAUACAGUUUGUAUGGUAUAAAAUGCAUUACGUCUAUGGAAUGUCCCCACAAAACAUGGAAACCAGAGUGUGUGUGUGUGUGUGUGUGUGUGUGUGUGUGUGUGUGUGUGUGUGUGUGUGUGUGUGUGUGUGUGUGUGUGUGUGUUUGUUUUUAUCACUUUGUGGGGACCGCAACCUGACAGCACACUCACGUUGUGGGGCCCGAAAAACUUUGUGGGGCCAUUUUGCUGGACCCCACAAGGAUUAUCAUUGGAAUGAAUAGAAAACACUUUGCUGAUGUCUAGUGUAGAAAUCUGAGUUUGGCCCACAAGUGAUGAAAAAAAAAAAAUAUGUGUUUAAGUGUGCUAAGAUUUUGCUCACUACUGCCCCCUUAUUUCGCUUAAUGGUAGUGCACUCUCACACACUCGCACACUCGCAGCCAAUGAACGGCAUGCUUGUUUGUCACGUGGGUCAGUAAUUGACGUGAAGUCACCUGAAGUGUCGUAAUGAAGACGGUUGAGGACAUCUUGAUGAUUACACGAGGUCAGAAGGUCCACGAUGGAAAUAUAUCUUCGCUGGAAUAAUCAUUUGGAAUAUUCAUCAUAAGGUUUUAAAGUAAUUGCCCUGGCAAUGCAGAUACACAAGGAAGAAGUCACUAGGAAGAGGAAGCGGCUAAAACCAGAAGCUGUAGCACUGCAACAUGUCCGUAGUGCCACAGACAGCACAUGUUUUUUGGAGGCACGACACAUAAAUCAAAUAAAAGGUCGUGGUGUGUUUGCACUGUCCCCAUUUCAAAAAGGGGAUUUUGUUGUGGAGUACAGAGGAGAAAUGAUAGACUCUGCUGAAGCUCAAGCUAGAAGGAAUAAGUAUCAUCCAUCACAGGCAGUUUUUAUGUUUGACUUCUACUGGCAUGACAAACAAUGGUGCAUUGAUGCUGCUGUGGAAAAUGGAUCAUUGGGGAGACUGGUCAAUGAUGACCAUGUUAAUCCUAACUGCCGGAUAAAAAAAAUUGUUGCAGACGGAAAGCCACAUCUAGUCCUGUUUGCUUUACAAAACAUAGAGAGAGGAGACGAGAUCACAUAUGAUUAUGGUGGAAGUGAUUGGCCUUGGAGGGUUAAUGAAAACAACCAGGAACUGGUGGAAAGUUCCAACACAAGGACCCAAGACGGCAAUGAGGUUUUCCCUUCGAUUCUGAAGGUUGAUGGUGCACAUUCUACCAAUGUGGGCUUUGAACAAAACAACCAGGAACUGGUGGAAAGUUCCAAUACAAGGAUACAAGACGGCAAUGAGGUUUCCGCUUCGAUUCUGAAGGUUACAAAGAAACCAAUGAAUUCCUUAGUUCAGUACACAGACUCUGAAGUCAGCUCUGGACCAGAUUUUUCUUCUCCACAACCUGAUACGGUUUCAGAUUUACCAUGUAGCAGUAUACAGCAACUCAGUAGCAAAAGUACUGUGGAAGGAGAACAUGAGCUUAGAAGGCCAAAGCUUAGAAGGAUUAAAGGCAUUCCGAUGGAGGAGACUCUUCAUUGGUCUGAAGAGCUUUUUGACAGUCCAGAUGAAGAAAAUAUUCAAGCAGUUGUGCCACGAUUGAAGCGGACAAGAAGAAGUUUUGACUCAAGUACAGAUGAGGAUGAAGAUAACGUGGUACAUAAAACUGUGCCAAGACAUAUGAAGUCAAGAAGCAUUUUGGUUAAUCAGAAGAUUUCUGUUGGAACUGAAAAACUAAGUGAAUCAAGCCUGGACAGUGGAGAAGAAUAUGUUCCAUCCACAAGCGGGGAUAGUACAGAUAGUAGCAUGAGCCAAGAACUAUCAUUAAAAAGUCAAGCUGAUGCUACAGUAGGUCGUUCACUUCCAUGCAAGCGCAAAUUCAAGACACCUCUUGCUAAAUUCCAGGACAAUGACAGAAUUGCUGCUAUUACACACAUCCAACAUAAUGUUCCUGACAGCAACACAUCAAGUAAAGCAACAGUUGGAGAUGUAUCAGUACUUGUUCCUGCUGUCGUCAGAAAGAGUAAUGGAUCUCGAAUGUACAACAAGCGACAGUACUGCUUAUAUUGUAGUUCAGCGGUCCAAAAAAUGUCUAGGCACUUGGAGCGUGCUCACCUAAACGAGACUGAGGUUUCAAGAGCAUUGAGUUUUCCAAAGGGAUCCCGUCAAAGGAAAUUGCAGCUUGAAUUUUUGAGAAACAAAGGAAACUUUGCACAUAAUGCCGAAGUUAUAAAAACAGGGUCUGGAAUUCUUGUUCCCUUCAAACAACCAAAAGAAAAGUGUGAGGGUCAAGACUUCAUUCACUGUGUGUACUGUCAAGGGUUGUUUCUGAAAAGAGUGCUUUGGAGACACGUGCAGAGCUGUAAAUUCAAACCUAGUAGUGUUAAAUCUAAACCUGGAAAAACUAGAGUCCAAUCCCUCUGUGCGUUUGCUGAACCGGCACCCUCUGCGGUUAGUGAAAGUGUUUGGAAGCUGGUGAGCAACAUGACACAAGAUGAUAUCUCUUUUGAAGUAAAAAAUGAUCAGUGCAUCAUGGAGUUUGGAAAACAUCUAUAUAACAGGCUUGGAGCUGAUGUCAGCAAGCAUGAAUACAUUCGUCAAAAGUUGAGGGAGCUUGGUCGGCUGCGUUUACAUGGUAAAGAGGUUACACCACUGCAAACUAUCAAAGAUUAUGUCACACCAGAAAACUUCAUGUUAGCAGUUACUGCAGUAAAACACACAGCGGGUUUCAACGAGGAAACUAGCAAAUACAAAACCGCAACACUUGCUCUAAAGCUUGGACAUGGACUGAAAAAUGUGUCCAUGCUCCUUGAAACCGAUGCAAUGAUGAAAGGUGAUCAUGAUGGUGCAAAAGCGGCUCGUUGCUUUCGUCAGGUUUAUGAUGCCAGGUGGAAUGAGCUUAUAUCAGCCAAAGCCUUACAGGGUCUCACAGAGUCCAAGUGGAAUUCCCCACAGCUGUUACCUUUUACAGAAGAUGUAAGAACUCUGCAUUGCUACCUGGAUGACAAGCAGCGCCAGUUCUACAGUGACUUGACAUCAGAAUGCUCAUCUUGCAAUUGGGCUAACUUGACCAAAGUAACUCUUGCACAAGUUAUUUUAUUCAAUAGGCGUAGAGAAGGAGAAGUAUCCAAAAUGCUUGUUUCAACAUUCAUCCUAAGAGACAAAUCAGAUCCUCAUGAAGAUGUCAAUGUAGCUCUCUCUGAGCUAGAGAAAAGUCUCUGCAAGCAUUUUGUGAGACUUGAAAUAAGAGGUAAGAGAGGACGGAAGGUGCCUGUGCUCUUAACUCCUGCGAUGGUAGAUUCCCUUAAUUUGCUUGUGGAGAAGAGAAAAGAAUGUGGAGUGGCUGAUAACAACUCAUACAUUUUUGCACGGCCAUAUGCAAUGUCCCACUACAGAGGGUCAGAUUGCAUUCGUGACUUUGUGAAAGCUUGUGGAGCCAAGAACCCCCUCUCACUCACCUCUACAAAGCUCAGAAAGCAUGUUGCUACACUCUCAAAAGUACUCAAUCUCAAUGACACGGAGCUUGAUCAACUAGCAGAUUUCCUUGGACAUGAUAUCAGAGUCCAUCGCCAGUUCUAUCGCUUACCUGAGGGCACUCUCCAGCUUGCAAAGAUCAGUAAGAUUCUCAUGGCCCUUGAGCAGGGGCGUUUAUCGGAGUUUAAAGGAAAGACCCUAGAUGAUAUCAACAUCUCCCCGAAUGAGACAAUCCUGUGUGACAAAGAAAUCCAAGAGACCAGGCUGGAGGAGACCAGGCUGGAGACCAGGCUGGAGGAGACCAGGCUGGAGGAGAACAUGCCAGAUUCUGUGGUGAGCACACGAUUGUCCAAUGUGACAUCUCAAAAUGAAAAUCAGCAUCCAAGGAACAAGGAUUGUGUUGAGGACACAACUGAGUCACCAUGUGCUUCAGGCAGUCGGAUGCGAAAUUACACAAAGAAAAACUCUCAAGCUAUGCAAUUAUCAUCUCCAAAAAAGGGUCGCAAACCAGUCAAGAAGAAGAAUUGGCAGAAGGUGGAGGUUGAUGCAGUUGAAAAACACAUGAUGCACUUCAUUGAAUCCUGUCGUGUUCCAGGAAAGGCUGCCUGCGAUUUGUGCCUCAAAUCUGAGCCGGAAGCCCUAAAACAGAGGGACUGGCUGGCUAUUAAAUUUUACAUCAAAAACCGGAUAUCUGCUCUAAAAAGAAACAUAUGCUCCUGAGCUGCAAGUAUCAUUUGUAAAUGGCUAAAUGUUAUAUGGUCAGAUUUUAGGGAAUUUUAAAUGUUUUUCCAAAUUGAAUGUUUUCAACAUCUGGGCAAAAUGUGGUUUUAAAAUCAGCCUUUUUAGUUCUAAAGGUAAACUAAUUCUUCAGUUCCAGCUUGUUCUUUUGCCGUCUACAGUUAUAGACAAGUGUUUUUUCUGUCCAUUUAUGUCGUUAUGAGCGACAGUGUUACAUCGUUACAUAUGAUUAAAUAAAACGAAAGGUUACAGCAACGUUUUUUGUCUAAUGUA
This is a messenger RNA of Paramisgurnus dabryanus, 4671 nucleotides long. Lineage: Eukaryota; Metazoa; Chordata; Actinopteri; Cypriniformes; Cobitidae. The record is from RefSeq and is a predicted model, not a curated record.